UCUUAAAAUUAUCUAAAACAUCAUCUUCCAUACAACUUCCCUCAACUCUCUCCAAAUUUUAUAUAUAUACACACACUUAUUUUUCUUCAAGAAUCUAGUUGCCUAUACACAAACUGCAAAAGCAAAAAAAAAUAAAAAAAUGGAAUUAUUCGACGAAAAUGUGUUGAUAAAAGUCGGUCUCUUUGCUUUGGUCCAAGCUUUGGUUUAUUUGAUUCUAUCAAAGUCAUCAAAUGUAUUCUCCAAAACACAAAGAUCAUAUAGCUUCAAAACAGCUCGUUCUGUCAGCAUUCGCCGGAUGGCUGCGGCACUAGCCGACUUACCUGCCGGCGGUGAGCCAUCUCCGACUUCCAAGGACUUGACCUCUUCUAAGUCAUUCAAGUAAUAAUAGAGACAACUUGUUUUCAAUGGUCUCAUAUAUUUUUAGAUAUUCUUUGAUUUGUUGUUGGACAUAUAUAGUUAAAUCAGAUUAUUUUGGUGUGCAUUUCAUGUAGGUUUUUUUUCCCCUUUUAAUUCAUGUAAAUUACUAGUUUGUAGUAUAUUGUAAAGAUUUUAUAAAUUUAUUAAAGGUCCGAAUCGAUAUAUCUGUUGAA
Capsicum annuum is the source of this 590-nucleotide messenger RNA. RefSeq lists its product as uncharacterized. The record is from RefSeq and is a predicted model, not a curated record. The transcript has a single exon. Bases 140 to 382 code for a protein of 80 amino acids. Lineage: Eukaryota; Viridiplantae; Streptophyta; Magnoliopsida; Solanales; Solanaceae.